ACGUAGUUUUAUGACGGACAACAACAAGACUGAGCGUCAGUAUAUUAGCUAAACUCCUUAUUCCUGUAUCAUUUCCUCAAUUUUAGAGGUUUUUAUUGAAUGUCAACCUUAACUGCAUAGUUUUGGAGUCAUAACAGACGAUUAAAUGUCUGAGCCAUCAGAGGUACCAAAAAAAGAAGAACAAGAGGAGGAGGUGACAGCUGAACCCGAGGUGCAAUCAGACGACAGCAGUGAAGACGAAGCCGCUGGAGACACAGAGAUGGACUUCCUGCGCAGCCUUUUCUCCAGUGCCCUGGGACUGGGCUCUGCAGAGAAAGUUCUGGAUGAGCUGUCUCUGGAGGGAGUUGCACGCUACGUAAAAAGUGGCAAAUGUAAAAACAUCAUCUGCAUGGUUGGGGCAGGAAUAUCAACAUCUGCUGGAAUCCCAGAUUUCCGCUCUCCAGAUACAGGCCUCUAUGCAAACCUCCAAAAAUACAACCUGCCUUACCCUGAGGCCAUCUUCCAGAUUGAUUACUUUAAGAAACAUCCUGAACCAUUCUUCGCUUUGGCCAAGGAGCUGUACCCAGGACAGUUUAAGCCAACAAUCUGCCACUACUUCAUAAAGAUGCUGAAGGACAAGGGGCUUCUGAGACGAUGCUAUACACAGAACAUUGACACCCUGGAGCGAGUGGCCGGGUUGGAAGGAGAGGACCUGAUUGAGGCACAUGGAACUUUCUACACCUCCCAUUGUGUCAGCUUCUGCUGCAAAAAAGAGUACAACCUGGACUGGAUGAAAGAAAAAAUCUUCUCUGACGCAAUUCCAAAGUGUGAUAAGUGCAGCAGUUUGGUCAAACCAGAUAUUGUUUUCUUUGGAGAGAACCUUCCAGCCCGUUUCUUCACUUCCAUGAAAAUGGAUUUUCCUCGAUGUGACCUUCUCAUAGUCAUGGGCACAUCUCUGCAGGUCCAGCCGUUUGCAAGUUUAGUGAGCAGGGUUUCAAAAAGUUGCCCCAGGCUGCUCAUUAAUAUGGAGAAAACAGGACAGGCGGAUCCUAUGUUGGGGUUGCUCGGUUUCGGAGGAGGAAUGGAUUUCGACUCGGACAAGGCGUACAGAGAUGUUGCUCACAUCAGUACGUGUGACGACGGCUGCUUGGCUCUCGCAGACCUGUUGGGUUGGAAGGUGGAGCUGGAAGAACUUGUAAAAAAAGAGCACGCCAGGAUCGACAGUCAGGACAAAAAUGAGACAGCUGGGGAAAGCAAAGGAGCCGCAACCAAGGGGGACCCGGGUUCAGCUGAGCUAAAAGCCAAAGCAGAGGACUGACCUGUUGAAGAGCGGCCUUGUUUACAUAAACAACCGGAGGUUUAUUCUCUAAGAAUGAGAAAAAGAAGCAGCAUCUGGUUUCUCUUAGUCUAUCCUCUGAUCUGAGGACAGAUGCUCUAAUUAUACUAUUGCUUAUUUCAGUCAUUUGCACUUUACUAACACAAUGUUUUUCACAAGCUUUUGUUUUUUUGGCUCUCUGACCAACAAAAUAUGACUACAUGGAUUUCAGCUCAAGGUGUUGGAGAUUUGUUCCUGCUUCGAAGCAUAAAUGACUCGCUUUGUUGAUGAGCUGAAACGCUGCGUUUUCAUUGGGUGUCCUAACGAUCUGCCCCUAAACUAAAUGUAGUUCAUCUGAUAAAACUGUCAAAGUGUUUCCGUCAGAAAAGUAACUUCCUGGUGGGUGAAAAUGUUGAUAAAUCUGAGAGACCUUGGUGGAAGCUUUAACUUCACUUUUUUUCCCAACUAUCAGCGGUUUUAACAGUGGUUAAGCUUUUAAUUAUUAUUUUGUAUCAGCUUUCUUUUUGUUUAUAUAUGAUUUUUAUGUUGAUCUUAGACCAGAAAUAUUUGAAAUAAGAUUCCUCAGUAGAGCUACUACUGGUUUGUUUUUUCUUUCCCACCACAACAAGAUAAAAAGCAAUAUAUAGAUAAAGAAGUACCUAAAAAAAAAUAAACAGAUGUUAGUGUUGGAAAAAAUGUUCAUAUCUUGCAUUGUGAUGACAGAUUUAAUGAGAGUUCUCUGAGCAUUAAACUUUAACUUUAAAUUUCCUGCAGCAGAUGUUCCCUUUCUUAAAAAAUGUUCGUUUUGUGUCAUUGGAAAGGUUUGUCGUUAUGUUGUCCUUCUUAUGAAUGCAGUGAGCUGAGAAUGAUGAACGGUUGAAACAUCAGACUGAAACUCUAGUUACCGGACUUUACUCCUUCUAACAGUCAUUUAUUUCAUCUUGAUUUACUCAGGAUUUCCUUUCCAAUUCUUAAACUUUUUUAAGGUCAGAACCUAUUUUUAACCCAACCAGAUGUUCUUGUUUU
Cyprinodon variegatus (sheepshead minnow) is the source of this 2320-nucleotide messenger RNA. It is a transcript of the gene sirt2, whose product is annotated as sirtuin 2. NCBI's taxonomy places the organism in Eukaryota, Metazoa, Chordata, Actinopteri, Cyprinodontiformes, Cyprinodontidae. Gene Ontology annotation, molecular function: histone deacetylase activity, NAD-dependent; NAD+ binding. The record is from RefSeq and is a predicted model, not a curated record. The coding region runs from base 146 to 1297 and encodes 383 amino acids. The transcript has 16 exons.